GUACCAUUUUAACAUUUAAUCAACAGCUUAGUCAACUUCAACUAGCCAACAUUCAUAAACUUAAAGUGGCAGAUCAAUGUUAUUUAAAUAUACUAUUAUAAUAUAGAACUAGAUCAACUUAAUUAGUCUUAGUCCAAAUAUAGAUGUUAACAUCUUUGUAAUUAUUUAGAUGUAAUAUUUGACGAAUAAAAGAAGAGGAAUAAAAAAAAAAAGGUAAAAAAAAACAAACUUAAGAAAAGAAAAAAAAAUGGAGAUGGACAUUGAAGAAUUCGAUUUAGAAUCAGGUGGAGAUGGUCGCUUUAGAAAUGGAGAUGCUCUCUUUGGCAUGCUGGCUGAGCUGAGGCAAGCUGGGAAAUUUUGUGAUGCCGUCAUUAAGGUAAAAAAUCAAUCGUAUCCAAUUCAUCGCAACAUCAUGUCUUCAUGUAGUCCAUAUUUCAAAUCACUUUUUACUAGUCAAGCAUUCAGCACGAAGAAAAAAGAAAUUACCAUCCCAGGCCUUCCAGCAGAAAUAGUUAGCAUCAUCAUAGACUUUGCCUACACCAGAACUGCCAAAUUGACCCCAGAUAAUAUUGAGAUCCUGCUCCCGGUGGCUGACCAAUAUCAUGUGACCGGCCUGCUCAAGCUUUGCUGCGAGUACCUCUACAAGAGUCUCACCCAUGAGAACUGUUUAGGGAUUUUACGAUUUGCUCAGGCUCACAACUGUAAAGGGCUAGAGAAAGCUGCCCUGAGAUACACCUUGAAGAACUUUAACCGUGUAUACACACUGAGUAACGAGUAUUUACAGUUAAACUUGGACAUGGUCUGCAGUCUUUUAUCCUCACACCAGCUCAAUGUCAGCUGCGAAGAAUAUGUUUUUGAUGCAGUGUGCAGAUGGGUUGACUACAACCCUUCAAUGAGAAAAGUUCACAUGAAACGUCUGUUGGCUACCGUGAGGCUGGGCCUGCUGCCCUCUGCGGUAUUUGAGGGAAAAGUGAAAGUACACAGACUGGUCUUGAAUAAUCCUGAAGUCCAAUCUCUCAUAGCUGACACAGAUGCUUUUUUGGCAGAACUUGACAAAUCAGAAGAACCUGACUUCGACAUGUCAUUACCUUUUGUCCGUCCCAGAGUGCCCCAUGAGAUUUUAUUUGUGAUUGGUGGUUGGAGUGGUGGGCGGCCAAUUAAAAUGGUAGAGACAUAUGACACUCGAGCAGACAGAUGGGUCAUUUGUAAGUCAGAGGAUAGCACUCCUAGAGCCUAUCAUGGUGUGGUGGCUAUUGGUUGUCUAAUCUAUGUGAUUGGUGGGUUUGAUGCCACAGAGUGUUUCAACAGUUGUAGAGUCUUUGAUGCUAGAACCAAGAUAUGGUCUGAAAUUGCUCCCAUGAACAAUAAAAGAUCCUAUGUUAGUGUGGCACUCUUAGAUGGUAUGAUCUACGCAAUGGGAGGUUUUGAAGGACCUCCAAGAAACCCAAGUGGAGUCAUCUCAUCCCCGCGUCUGCGGUCAGCAGAAAGAUUCAACCCAAAGGCCAACCAAUGGACGCUGAUAGCCAACAUGAGAGAACGGAGAAGUGAUGCCAGUGCCACCACCUUCCAAGGUGAAAUUUAUAUCUGUGGUGGAUUUAAUGGGUCAGAGUGUCUAUGUUCAGCUGAAGUUUACAACCCGAAGACUGACCAGUGGACACUUAUUCCACCAAUGUCCACUAGAAGGAGUGGAGUGGGGGUCAUCACAUACAAUGGGGCUAUCUAUGCAGUAGGAGGCUUUGAUGGCGUUACCCGCACCAACACUGCAGAGAAAUAUUCACCAUCUGACAGAUUGUGGUCCCCUAUACCAGACAUGUACAACACCAGAAGUAAUUUUGGAAUUGAAGUUAUAGAUGACAUGAUGUUUGUCAUUGGAGGAUUCAACGGAGAGACCACAAUCUAUAAUGUUGAGUGCUAUGACAGCCAGUCCAAUGAGUGGUACAAUGCCACAGACAUGAAUCUUUACAAAAGUGCUUUGAGUGCCUGCGUAGUCAGAGAUCUGCCUGAUGUCAGGGAUUAUGUUUACAAAAAGGCAGACUGUGAAGACAGAGAUCAGCCGCUCCUGGCAGAAGGAGAUCCUGUGCCGGCAACCUCUUCAGGGGCAGUAGGCCAAGACAACCAGCUAGUGAUGUACUCUUCAGAAGUAGAGAGGGCUAUGUCCUAUCUUACCCCAUCAUCCGUGCCGUCCAUAUCACCCUCCUCUCCAAUGUUAACAUCCUCCUCCUCGUCAACAUCAAGCACCUAAUACAGAAGGUUUGGUUGAAUACAAUGUUACAGCUAGUUCAGAAAGCCUUAAUGACAAUACUGAAGUUGUGAGCGGAAAUCAUUCUAGCCAUCAUUUCAUCUCUUGAAAAAAAAAAACAACACAAUAGCUACUAACAAUAAUUUUUUUUAUGACUGACACAUUGAUUGACUUUGAACUAGAAAUAGAAAUAUUUGACAAAUUGUAUCGAAAAUUUUAUUGGUUAGUAUUUUGUGAAAGCAACAACAUAAUGCUGAAAAAGUUUGUCUUAUAGGGCUAGAGCUUAAAAUUAUAUAGUAAGACAUAAAAUUACUGAAGUUGAUUUUAACAAAAUGUAUAUCAUUGAAUUUGAUGAAUCUCAUUUAAAAUGAAUAAAUCUAAGAAAUAGAUUACAGACUACCCAGUACCUUAAAGCACUUCCUUGUUCAUUUAUGUCCAACCAAUUUUUUUUUGACAUCAUAAGCUGGCAUGUAACAUCAAAUCCUUUGACAUCGAUAGAAAACAUCUGCAGCUUUCAUGGUCUAUUUGCAGUAUAGAAUGUUAAAAUAUAACUAUGUUAAGUAAGCUGUCAAGUUUCUUUUGAAUGUUAUAACCAUUUUUAGUAACACCAAAGAGAAGUGUUACUGAAUCAAAAAUUGCUACUUUACAUACAUACUUAGCAAAUGUUAGAAAAAAAACUCCUGUCUAAUCUGAAAAGAACUAUUGUACAAUAAAAAUGUCAAGGCUAAUACA
Biomphalaria glabrata is the source of this 2971-nucleotide messenger RNA. RefSeq names its product kelch-like protein 10. The transcript has 14 exons. Bases 248 to 2242 code for a protein of 664 amino acids. Gene Ontology annotation, molecular function: protein binding. The record is from RefSeq and is a predicted model, not a curated record. Lineage: Eukaryota; Metazoa; Mollusca; Gastropoda; Planorbidae.